Messenger RNA from Anopheles bellator, 2368 nucleotides. RefSeq names its product SET domain-containing protein SmydA-8 (gene SmydA-8). The transcript has 3 exons. Gene Ontology annotation, molecular function: protein binding. Bases 145 to 1710 code for a protein of 521 amino acids. NCBI's taxonomy places the organism in Eukaryota, Metazoa, Arthropoda, Insecta, Diptera, Culicidae. The record is from RefSeq and is a predicted model, not a curated record.
GGCUCAGUACCUCCCGGACGGUCAGCGCAAACGGUCGUGUUCGUCGGUCGGGAAGCGCCUAGCUUCGGUUCGUCCACCAGGUCUGACACACACGGACACUGAACUCAGGUAGCAGGUCAUCCGCCGCGUGUGUGUCGAUCGGCUAUGGAGAAGGAAGAGAGUGGCGAUAGCAGGGUAGCAGGAGGCGAGCUGCCCCCCAGCAGCAGUCCCGAGGGUAUUGCCACGUUCAAGCGAGAGCUGCUAGAGUUCCUAGCGGAGCCCGCGGAACCGUUAGAAGAGGGGCCCGCCGGCCCGGUUCAGCCAGGACCGUGGGACAUCCGUCUGUUCGAGGGGUACGGGCGUGGCCUGGUGGCGACCCGGGACAUCGCCGUCCACGAGCUGGUGUUCGUGGACCGCCCGAUGCUGCUCGGGCCCCGGGUCAACAACUACGACGUGAUCUUCUGCGCCAGCUGCUGCCGUAUCCUGAAGCGGCUCCAGCUGUGCAGUGGCGGGUGUCGGCUGCCGAUCUGUGGCCGCUGUGACUACGUGGCGACCGGGUCACCGCACGCCGCCGAGUGCCGGCUGAUCCAGAGCUGGCAGCCGAAGGAUGCGGGCCGGUACGCGAAAAAUAUCCUGUACGCGCUCACCUCGAUCCGGGGCUUCCUGCUGUCCGAGCGCGACCGCCGGAUAGUGCUGCAGAUGGAGGGCCACGCGCCACGCAAGGAAAUGCUGACCGAGAUCGAGGGCCUGCUGAAGGACGGCUACUUCGGGAACCUGCCGGCUGACGGGCCGGACGUGCGCUACCUGCGCCAGGUGGUCAACGUGCUCAACACGAACGCGUUCGAGACGAGCCGGGUUGUGGCGAACGACGACACCGACGACGGCGGCGGUGCGGACCACGAGAUCGUCCUGCGCGGCCUGUACGUGCUCGGGGCCAUGAUGAACCACUGCUGCCAGCCGAACGUGCGCUACGUCUUCGACCGCCAGCUCCGGAUGCGGGUGUACGCGUCCCGCCCGAUCCGGCGGGGCGAGCAGAUCCUCAACAACUACUCCAAGCUGCUGUGGGGCACCCAGCACCGCAUCAUCCACCUGUGCUUCUCCAAGAACUUUCUCUGCGGCUGCGAACGCUGCAAAGAUCCGACGGAGUUCGGCACCUACCUCGGCGCACUGAAGUGUGUGCGGGAGGGCUGCGCGGAGGGCCGGCUGCUGCCGGUGAACCCGCUUAAGAUCCUGUCGGUGUGGCAGUGCGACCGGUGCAACCUGAAACUGAACAACGUGAAGGCGACCAAGAUCCAGGAGAUCGCGGGCCGGAUGGUGCUGAACAACGCGAUCAAGCGCGACGGGUCCCACAUCAUCGACUACCUGAACGAUCACCUCGUGAAGUUCCUGCUGCCUACCAACCAGUUCACCGUCGAGCUGAAGCUGCAGGCGAUCAAGAAGAUACAACCGUGCCGGCCGUUGGCCGAGCUGCGCGAGAAGGAGCGCUACUGCCUCGAGAUCCUCGACGUGCUCGAUCGCCUCCGGUACGGCGAGUGCUUCGUGAAGGGCAUCCUCUGCUACGAGCUGUUCGUGACGCGGGUUGCCAUCACCCGGGCGCUGAACGAUCGCAGUAUUACACUGGACGAGCCGAGCCUGGAAUGGCUGCGGACCGCGUGGCAGAUACUGGGCCCCAGCGGUAACCGGCCCCGGGAUCUCCAGCAGCUGGUUGUGACACAUGGGAUCGAGGAGUGAAUCGCCCACAAAUCGCCAAGAAGAAGAAGAAAGGUGGAAACGGAAAUGAACUGCACCAGCGUAUGGCGUAGAUGUCAAAUCCGUCUAUCAGUGUGUGUUUCACAGCAAAAACGCGCUCCGUUCAGUCGUUUGACUAUGCGGCUUUGAACCGCUAGAUCACCUCGCACAAAUUUUUAUUAGUGUGUGUGUGUGUGUGUGUGUGUGCACACGUGUGUAUGAGUGUGUGUAUGAAUAACUUCUUCUUAUCCGGCCACAGCCGCUGCGCGGUCUUUGCUUGGGCUUUGCAUCAGAGGCAGUCUCUGUUGCUUUCUGUAACGGUGUGAGUAACAAAGUAACAAGCGGAAUGCACGAAGGAAAACCCACGAACAAAGGGCCACUUUGAAUGAUUGGGACGCAGGAAAAUUAGGUUAGCUUAUUGAACAGUCCGAUAGUUGGAUGGAUAACCAGCAGAGGAACCACCAGAAGAAGAUAAAACUCGUUACUAAUCACACAGGAGUGGAUGAAAUUGUUAAAAUUAAAGAAAAAAACAUUCAAUCUUUAUAUUUUCAAUACUCAACACUUGUCAGAGAAUAUGUUGUUUACGUAGCCGCUUUGCUUCUUUGAGGCACGGAUUAGAUCACGGUUCCAAGUGAAUAAAGUGUGUCGAUGCACAAGCGUU